CCUGAGCUCAGACCAUCAGACCCUCAGCAGAGUCCGGAUCAGUGAGUCUCUCUCAAACCAUCAGACCCUCAGCAGAGUCCAGAUCAGUGAGUCCCUCUCAGACCACCAUGAAGUCUUUUGCUGUCUUUCUGUCUCUGGUUCCGGUGCUCUGGCUCCUCUCGGUCCGGGUCUCGGCGAGUCCAGGCUGUGGACCGUGUGACCCGGCUCAGUGCGCGUCCCUCCCGGCGGAGGGCUGCCCCGCCGGGUCCCUGCUGGACUCCUGCGGCUGCUGCUCCGUGUGCGCCGCCGCGGAGGGAGAGCUGUGCGGCGGUCGCCGCGCGGCAGCGCACCGCUGCGGCGCCGGGCUGGAGUGCGUCAAAACCGACGCGGACAAGAAGAACAAGAUGGGAAUCUGCGUCUGUAAGAGCAACUAUGAAGUGUGCGGCACCGACGGAGAGACGUACAGGAACGGCUGCGCACUGAAGAGCGCCAACCUGAAGGCCGAGAGGGACGGCAAAGAGCCAAUCAACGUCCAGAACAAGGGACGCUGCGCUACAGCUCCGCUGAUCGUCACUCCUCCAGGUGAGGUGUUCAAUGUGAGCGGCUCUCAGGUGUUUCUGAGCUGUGAGGCGGUGGGCGUGCCGACACCCGUCCUCACCUGGAAGAAGGUUCUUAAUGGGGGGAAGCAGAAGAUGGAACUUCUUCCUGGAGACAGAGACAACCUGGCGAUUCAGACCAGAGGAGGACCCGAGAAACAUGAAGUAACCGGCUGGGUGCUGAUCUCGCCGCUCACCAAAGACGAGGAAGGUUCCUAUGAGUGUCACGCCACCAACUCCAAAGGCCAGGCGUCAGCUGUCGGAGCCAUUCACGUGGUCGAGUCCAUUGAUGACAUCAUCGUCAAGAAAGUGACGAAGGACGACGAGCUGUGAUCAGCUGAUCAGAAGAUCAUCACUUGAAUCUCAUCUGAAGAUGUUUUAACUGUCAGUGAAAUGAUCUUUUUAUUUCUUAUUCUGUCCGAGUUUGUUUCUUUUCCGAUUCAAGCAGAUUUAAUAGAUUCAGAUUAAUCUUUUCUUUCUUUUUUGAAUUAAAUUUUUCAUUUUAAUGUUUUUUUUUAUCACAUUUUUUAAAUCUUCGCUGAUCUCAGAGCAGCAGAGUUCAACUGGAAUCAGUUGAGCUUUAUUUUGGAAAGAUUUCAAUCCAGUUUGAGGAUUAAACCAUUGAUGGCAGUCAACGUCGCAACGGCACUGAUGCCGGUCACCGUAGCAACGGAUGCCGGUCACCGUGGCAACGGCACUGAUGCGGAUCUAAAUAUUAAACUCUGAUUAAAGUGAACUUGUCUCUGGAACAUCUGAUGUUUGUCAUUAAAUGUUGACCGUAAUAAUCAAAUAUAUCUGCUGUUUAACUGCAGCUUCUACUUUUUCUGUUUGUAUUUUUACUGCAGAAUCAAUAAAGACUUAAAUGUGAA
Thunnus maccoyii (southern bluefin tuna) is the source of this 1444-nucleotide messenger RNA. RefSeq names its product insulin-like growth factor binding protein 7 (gene igfbp7). Gene Ontology annotation, cellular component: extracellular region. NCBI's taxonomy places the organism in Eukaryota, Metazoa, Chordata, Actinopteri, Scombriformes, Scombridae. The transcript is spliced from 5 exons. Gene Ontology annotation, biological process: regulation of cell growth; regulation of signal transduction. The coding region runs from base 108 to 908 and encodes 266 amino acids. The record is from RefSeq and is a predicted model, not a curated record. Gene Ontology annotation, molecular function: insulin-like growth factor binding.